UUUGCGGUAUUGGGGGGGGGGAGUGACACGUCCUGCCUCGCCCUGAAUAAAUACUGAGUCGAUGCUGCCAACCUCUGUAUGGCACGGAGGGAAGUUCCCUGUCAAAAGUACACAGACAUGCACUCUUAGCCAGCAUCAAAAGUCCAAUGUUCAGCACCGCCUGCUCGCCUUUUUAUUUUUUCCGCCGCCGCUGCACUGAACACCCGGACUGCACCAGGACUCACAGCUGGCUGGGUUUGCGGCGAUAGAGGAGGUCCGGAUUGACUUCAAAAAGAAAGUUAGGCCGGGGUACCGCAGUCAUGUCUGGACAAACAUUUGUCAGCCCGUUUCACAGACCCCAGUGUUUGGCUGCUGCAGCUUCCGCGGGGAAAGCCAAACUUACCCAUCCCGGCAAGGCCAUUUUAGCAGGUGGGAUUGCAGGAGGCAUAGAGAUCUGCAUCACCUUCCCAACAGAAUAUGUUAAAACACAACUGCAGCUAGAUGAAAAGGCCAAUCCUCCUAAAUACAAAGGCAUUGUUGACUGUGUGAAGCAGACAGUGAAAGGUCAUGGUGUGAGGGGUCUUUAUAGAGGUCUAAGCUCGCUGGUCUAUGGCUCUAUACCUAAAGCAGCUGUCAGAUUUGGGAUGUUUGAGUUCCUCGGUAAUAAGAUGCGUGAUGAGAGUGGCAAACUAGACAGCAAGCAAGGAUUUUUCUGUGGCCUUGGAGCUGGAGUGGCAGAGGCUGUGGUUGUAGUCUGUCCUAUGGAAACAAUUAAGGUCAAAUUCAUCCAUGAUCAGACAUCAGCAAAUCCAAAGUACAGGGGAUUUUUCCAUGGGGUGAGGGAGAUUAUUAGAUCCCAAGGACUAAAGGGGACUUAUCAAGGGUUAACAGCCACUGUCCUAAAACAAGGCUCAAACCAGGCCAUCCGCUUCUAUGUCAUGACUUCACUAAGAAACUGGUACAAAGGUGAUGACCCCAACAAAGCCAUUAACCCUUUGAUAACUGGACUGUUUGGAGCUAUUGCCGGGGCUGCCAGUGUCUUCGGAAACACUCCCCUGGAUGUCAUUAAGACCAGAAUGCAGGGCCUUGAAGCUCACAAGUACAAAAGCACAGUAGACUGUGCGGUCAAGAUCCUGAAGCAUGAGGGACCACUGGCGUUCUACAAAGGUACUGUGCCUCGGCUGGGUCGGGUGUGUAUGGAUGUCGCAAUAGUCUUCAUUAUCUACGAGGAAGUUGUGAAGCUCCUGAACUUGGUUUGGAAGACGGACUAAAAUCAAGUUGUGCUAAAUAAGCAGGACUGUCAUGACAGGCCAAUCUCCUUAAAUCCUGUUUCUAGGUUCAAAUAUCUACCUCCAAGUGAUUUUUCAGAAAGAAAGAAAGAAAGGGAUUGGUAUGUUCUUGAUUUAUUUAUAGCCCAGCAAACAGUAGUUGGAACUAUUAUCUAGCAGAAUCACUGCUUACAGAUGCUCUUUUUUUUUUAAAAAAUUCCACAGAACAUUUUUUCACCCUGCUCAAUCAGAGAACUGAGAGCGCUCUCAACACAAACAAGGAACUAAAGUUUGUACGUACUGAAUCAAAGACAAACCAGUUACUUACCUAAUGUAAUAUAUAAACUAUAGGUUAAAAAAUUAUGGGGAGUUGACUCAAAUUUAUUGAAUCAAAAAUUUAAACCCCUUUUAUAUGCAAGUUGUCAGAGAGGUUAGAAACCAUUCUGAGGAUGUGAAAUGCUCCAAAAGCUGCAGGUACAUUAACCCAUUCACUGCCAGCCAUUGGCAGUGAAUGGGUUAAACCCAUUGACGGCUAUAGACGUCAAUGGCAGUGAAUGAGUUAAGAACUGCAUGGCCGAAGUCAAGAUUACAGAGUAAUCUGCUUUGUGAUUUCUUUUAUCCUCUCCAUGCACUUUGGAAGCAGGUGAAGUUGUGCCAGAAAAUUCUUUUUGCUAAGAUUACAGAGUAAAAAGUUGUGGAAGAUGCAGCAUUUCUUUAAAUGAUAAUACACAUGUUCACAUUAUUUAGAAAUGCACAUUUCCAUAAAGAAAGUGUUUGUGGGUAAAGAGGGUUCACUAUUAAGUUGCAGAGAUGUUUUAAAUCAGUUAACUUACUAAUGUCACUAAAAGUGCCUACGUGCUGUAAAAUUAAUUUUGUGGUGUUUUGCGAAUAAGAAUGAUUAUUUAAUGUUGUCACUAAAGACUAGAAUAAUUUACACAUACUACUCUGUUCCAGUCAGUGUCUAAUAAGUUCAUGUCUUCUAUUAUCCUUCGAACUGUUAGUUUUUGUUUUUUUUUUCAUUCAUUGAGAAAUGGUGUUAUUAGUGCCUUCCAUCUCAUUCCUUUCUCAUUAACUUUUAAUUGCAGUUUAUUUUUAUUCUUUACUGUGUAAUAUUAGUUGCCUUUUCUUUUUUUAAUCAACUGAUGACCCAAUGUGCCAACUGCUGCUUGAAAAUAUAAUGCCAUGCUAUUAACUGGAGUUCUAGACACGGAGUCUGGUUGUUUACAUGCAAUGCCUUUAAAUUAGUUUGCUUAUGUUAUCUCUUUGUGGAGGAGACACAAUGUUUACCACAUGUUGCCUUUUUCAGCCUCCCGUUUAACCAGACCCUACAGGAGCAUCACACUUUGUCACAGAUUUUUAAAUAUUUCUGGAGUUUUCUUGUUAACAGGUGAAUAUUCUAUGAAAAAUAUACCAGGAGUUAAAAGCUGGUAUUGUGCCUUCGAUCUUCUUAAUUCUAAUAUCAAUGCUCAGAAAUAAACAUGGAUCAGACUGUU
Haplochromis burtoni (Burton's mouthbrooder) is the source of this 2740-nucleotide messenger RNA. RefSeq names its product slc25a1 solute carrier family 25 member 1b (gene slc25a1b). Bases 300 to 1250 code for a protein of 316 amino acids. The transcript has 9 exons. Gene Ontology annotation, biological process: mitochondrial citrate transmembrane transport. NCBI's taxonomy places the organism in Eukaryota, Metazoa, Chordata, Actinopteri, Cichliformes, Cichlidae. The record is from RefSeq and is a predicted model, not a curated record.